Molecule: messenger RNA, 1193 nt
Organism: Salvia miltiorrhiza (redroot sage)
Lineage: Eukaryota; Viridiplantae; Streptophyta; Magnoliopsida; Lamiales; Lamiaceae
Product: psbP domain-containing protein 7, chloroplastic
Exons: 3
Coding region: 532-1068 (178 amino acids)
Biological process (GO): photosynthesis
Cellular component (GO): photosystem II; extrinsic component of membrane; photosystem II oxygen evolving complex
Molecular function (GO): calcium ion binding
Source: RefSeq, a predicted model, not a curated record
UUUUGGUAUUAUUUCAAAUAAAUCGUUCGAGAUAUUUUUGUUAAAGUUGGCAAAUAAAAGAAACUGUGGUAUUAUGCGAGUCAUUUUGGAGUAAAGAAGUAAGUAGAAAGAGAAUAAUAUGGUUUGCAUAAGUGAGGUGAGGGAGAGAAAUAUGAACCACCAGAAAUGGAUCACAAAAUCCAGCACGCCCAUGGAUUCAAUCAACUCCAGAUUCGAAAUCACAAACUCAUAACUGAAAAACGAGAAUGAUAGGCGCGCAAUAUACCUUUCAAUCGCGCACUUUCAGCCGGAUUUGCAUGACGCAAUCUUCCGAUGACGACGGACUGGCGCCGGCGGACCAGUUCAGGCCGCUUCAGUCCGUCUUCCGGCGCCGCCUCCUCACGGGAGUCGGCGCCGCUUCUCUGCUCGCCGUCGGCGCGAAUUUCGGCGGAGUGACGAGCUUCCUCUUGGGCUUCACGCCGGGGGCUGCUCGGAGCCUCAGGCUCGACGCCCUCUACCCCGUCGGCGGCUACAGCCGAUACAUAGAUACCGAUGAAGGAUUUGGUCAAAUUUGUGUAUCCGGAGAGGUGGUUGGGGGAUCAGACAUUGUUGUAUAGAGCAGCUGGAAAGGCGGAAAGGUCGCUGGAUCCUCCUCCCUUGAGCGGCGGCGGUGCGCGGCGGCGCAAUGUGAAUGAGCCUGUGGUGGCGUUUGGGCCGCCGGGAUCAACCGGAGAGCUCAAUGUCAGCGUUAUUGUGUCGCCUGUCCCCAUUGAUUUCUCGAUUGAGGCAUUUGGAGGAGCUAACGACGUGGGAGAAGCGUUCAUCCGAAGCAUCACAAGAUCAGGCAAAGCUGCAGACUUGAAGGGGACAUUGACAGGAACCAGUUUGAGAGAGGAUGCAGAGAGAAAUGUCAAGUAUUAUGAGCUUGAGUUCGGGGUUGAAAGCUCGAUUUUCAGGCGCCAUAAUCUCGCCGUCUGCUGUGCUAGGAAGGGAAGAUUGUUUACUUUGAAUGCGCAGGCGCCGGAAUCUGCUUGGCCUCACUUUAAAUCACAGCUUCAUACAAUUGCUGCCUCUUUUAACGUAGUCUGAUCUUUGAGUUAUUAAGACUUGAGAGAGACUAUGCUUUUUUUUCAUUUUCUUUUACUUAAAAGUGUGUAAUACUGUUAUGUUUGUUAAAUGAGAAUCAAAUUAUAAUGUGCUGUUGAGGAAUGAAA